AAAGACAUGCAGGCAGGCAGGCAGGCGACAUCAACGACAGGGGACAUCAGCAGAUAGACAGGUUCUUGUUGGAGGCUCCAGGCAGCGGACAGCCGGCUGUUUGUGAUCCGAGCUGAGGAUGCGGGCGCAGGCGUGGGUCUCCUGGUUCCCCCGCUGCCUUUUACUCUUCAUCGCCGCUCACUCAUCAUCAUCAUCAGUGUCCGCAGUCAGAGAGCUGCGGCCGUGCGACGAGACAGACUACUACUUCCAGUACACCGAGUGUGACAGCACAGGGUCGAGAUGGAGAGUCGCCAUCCCUCUGAGUCCAGGCUCCUGCUCAGACCUUCCUGCUCCGACCAGAGGAACAGACUGCUCUUUCUCCUGUCCAGCUGGGAUGUAUUUAGAGAUGACCACGCAGCAGUGCACGCCGUGUGCGGCCGGCUCCUAUUCGCUGGGAAGCAGCCUCCGUUUUGACCAAUGGGACGCCAUCCCUGCAGGCUUCACCAGCAUGGCCAGCUUUUUAGAUUCUGGCCCAAAUGGAGAGGACAUUCAGGCCUGUAACAGCUCAUCGUGGACGCCGCAGGGUGUGUAUCUGGAAUCAAACCGAGACGAGUGCACCGUCUCUUUAGUUUACGCCGUCCACCUGGAGAAACAAGGCUCUGUCUCCUUCACCUACCAGUAUCCAGACAACAACAUCUUCUUUGAGUUCUAUGUCCAAAACGAGCAGUGUCAGGAGAUGGCUCAGACCGAUGACCAGAAGUGGAUUAAAGUCACCAACAAUGGAGAAUGGGAGACGCACACAGUGAAUCUGAAGUCGGGGAUGAACAUCCUGUACUGGAGAACGACCGGCAUCCUGGUGGGAGGGAAGAUGUUCAAACCUGUGCUGCUCAAGAACAUCCAGAUAGAGGGUGUUGCCUACACAUCCGAGUGUUUCCCGUGUCGGCCCGGCUGGUUCAGCUCAAGCCCCGGCUCCUCGUCCUGUCAGCCCUGUCCCAGCAACACCUUCUCCAUAAAGGACGCGUCCUCCUGUACGCCCUGCCCCGAACACCACUACUCACAGGAGGGAUGGGCGGAGUGUAAGACGAGGCCGCCGUGCUCAGAGGAGGAUUACUUUCAGAUCCACGCGGCCUGCGACAGCGAGGGGAAGACUCAGGUGUUGCAUCGUUGGGUGGAGCCGAAAAUCUGCGUGGAGAACGUCACGGGGGCGGUGGAGCUUCCUGCGACGGGACGGAGGGAGCCCUGCCCUCCCUGCAACCCCGGCUACUACAACAGUGACGACUCCACCUGUUUGCCCUGCCCACCGGGAAGCCACUCAGACGGCACCUACGUGUGCACUCAGUGCCCUGCAGGUACGGAGCCAGUGUUGGGUUACGAGUACAAAUGGUGGAACGUGCUGCCCUCCAACAUGAAGACUUCAUGUUUUAACGUGGGCAACGCCAACUGUGACGACAUGAACGGGUGGGAGGUGGCGGGGGACCACAUUCGCAGCGGAGUGGGCAGUUCAGACAACGACUAUCUCAUCCUCAGCCUGCACGUGCCCGGCUUCAAGGUCCCAGCCUCGCUCUCAGGGAUGACAGGCAGCGAGUUCGGCCAGAUAACCUUUGUGUUUGAGACGAUCUGCUCGGCCGACUGUGAGCUCUACUUCAUGACGGAUGUGAACAGGAAGAGCACCACAGUGGUGGAGUCCUGGGAGGGCAGUAAGGGGAAACAGUCGUACUCCCACAGCAUGACCAGGAACGCCUCUGUCACAUACACGUGGGCCUUUCAGAGGACUAACCACGCUCUGGAUGUGCGUCGUUAUGUGAGCGACAUGGUGAAGCUGUACUCCAUCACCGUCACAAACGUCCUGGACGGCGUGGCGUCAUCGUGCCGGGCCUGCGCUCUGAUUUCUCAGAACUCCCAGCAGGCCGGCUCCUCCUGCGUCCCCUGCCCUGCUGGUUUUUACAUCCACAGGGAAACCAACCGGUGUCAGGAGUGUCCGCCAAACACGCACCUGGCAGGACGCCACACCUACGGCCAGGACGCGUGUGUCGCCUGUGGACCGGGAAGUAUCAGCAACAAGGAACACUCUCGUUGCUAUAGCGACUGCUCCUUCUCACACACCGAGAACAACCGGACGCUGACCUUUGACCUUAGCCCCCUGCGUGACGUGGCCUCUGUGAUCAUCGGGCCGAGUUUCACCUCUAAAGGGACCAAAUACCUUCACCUCUUCAACAUCAGCCUGUGUGGCCAUGAGGGGAAUCGAGCUGCUGUCUGCACAGAUAACGUCACCGACGUGUCCAACAAGGACGAUCAGAGCGACUCGGCUCGAUUCGUCACCUCGGUUGACAGUUUCAUCUGUCAAUCAACAAUCAUCCCAGCGGAUGGGCGGGGCUUCAGGAUGGCCAUUUCCUCCCAGUCCAUCAGCCUUGCAGAAACGUUCAUUGGAGCGACAGUGGACACUGUGCUGGACGGUGUGAACGCCAAACCAGAUUUUUUCCCUGAAAGCUUAAAGGACGUUCCAGACAUCAACUUCUUCUACAGGUCAAAGCAGCCGACAGCCUCGUGUGAUCAGGGUCGCAGCUCAGUCAUCACUGUGCGCUGUAACCCCGAGAAGUCUGAACGAGGAGAAGUCUCUGUGCCCAGCCCCUGUCCUGCAGGAACAUGUGAUGGAUGCACAUUUCACUUCCUGUGGGAGAGCGCCAGCGCCUGUCCACGCUGCUCUGAGGAAGACUACCACAAGAUAGAGGGAGCGUGCAAGGGAGGCGCACAGGAAACUCUGUAUGUGUGGAAUGAGCCCAGGCUGUGCACCAAAGGCGUCGCCUUACCCGCCAGAAGCUCGUCUCCGUGUGAGGCCGUCGCUCUGUGGCUGAAGGUCGGGGUCUGCGGCGGAGCCUUGGUGGCCGUGCUGCUCAUCUCUCUCACCUGCUAUUUCUGGAAGAAAAACAAGAGGCUGGAAUACAAGUACUCUCGUCUGGUGAUGUCUGCCAACAGAGAGUGCGAGCUGCCGGCCGCAGACAGCUGUGCUCUGGCUGAGGGGGAGGAGCCUGAAGACGACGUGGUUUACAGCCAGAAACCCUCGCUGCUGGGGAAACUGCGGGCCGUCGCUAACAAGAUGUGUGUGACUGACAGCAAUGUGAUCCGAACUCAACAGCAGCGUUGAUUCUAACAAAAAAGGCUAACAUUAACGAACACUUUACAUUCAGUAUUAGGGAACGUAGAAGUUAAUGACCUGUCCUCUCAGACGUAAUGGCUGUCCAUAGCGAUCCUGACGAGCAGAACGUUUUUGAUCAGACACACGUGUCAGGAGACGACUACAGUGAAUGUCUGUGCCAAAUGUUUUCAAUAGUUGUUGAGAUUUUAAGUCAGAAAACUAAAUGAUGGACCAGGAAACACUUCUUCAGUCGUGACACAUCUGCC
Labrus mixtus (cuckoo wrasse) is the source of this 3378-nucleotide messenger RNA. RefSeq names its product endosome-lysosome associated apoptosis and autophagy regulator family member 2b (gene elapor2b). Bases 119 to 3121 code for a protein of 1000 amino acids. The record is from RefSeq and is a predicted model, not a curated record. Lineage: Eukaryota; Metazoa; Chordata; Actinopteri; Labriformes; Labridae. The transcript is spliced from 21 exons. Gene Ontology annotation, biological process: positive regulation of BMP signaling pathway.